This is a messenger RNA of Synchiropus splendidus (mandarinfish), 9907 nucleotides long. RefSeq names its product talin-2. The record is from RefSeq and is a predicted model, not a curated record. Gene Ontology annotation, cellular component: ruffle; focal adhesion; plasma membrane. Gene Ontology annotation, molecular function: actin filament binding; integrin binding; structural constituent of cytoskeleton. NCBI's taxonomy places the organism in Eukaryota, Metazoa, Chordata, Actinopteri, Syngnathiformes, Callionymidae. The transcript is spliced from 59 exons. Bases 301 to 7929 code for a protein of 2542 amino acids. Gene Ontology annotation, biological process: cell-cell adhesion.
CUUCCCACUUACACACACACUCACUCACACUCCUCACGGCUGCUUCACCGCACGCUGUCCGGCUGCUUGGACAUUUCCGAGGAUAUUUAAGCGCUGCGGAACCCGGGACUAUAGUGUCGCCGGUGAACGUGCAUCUAUCCCGGGGCUGCCUAUUGGAAAUGCUCCCGGCGAGCAUCUGAAGGGUCUACAUACUUUUCCCGUCUUGGAUUCACAGAAAUCUUGAGCUGUAAGGAUCAGCAGACGUUCAACGCUCCGAUAAAUCUGGUGUAGCUGCAGUACCGGCUCUCACCACCUGCCAAGAUGGUGGUGCUGUCCCUGAAAAUAUGCGUUCGCCAGUGCAACGUCGUCAAGACGAUGCAGUUUGAGCCGUCCACGGCCGUCUACGAUGCCUGUCGGAUCAUCCGAGACAGAGUUCCCGAGGCCCAGACCGGACAAGCAUCAGACUACGGUCUGUUUCUUUCGGAUGAAGACCCCAGGAAAGGCAUCUGGCUUGAGUCGGGCAGGACCCUGGACUACUACAUGCUCCGGAAUGGGGACAUUCUGGAAUAUAAGAAGAAACAGCGGCCGCAGAAAAUCAAAAUGCUUGACGGAGCCGUGAAAACGAUCAUGGUGGAUGAUUCCAAAACAGUGGGGGAGCUGCUGGUCACUAUCUGCAGCAGGAUAGGCAUCACCAACUACGAGGAAUAUUCCCUGAUCCAGGAGUCAGUGGAAGAGAAGAAGGAGGAAGGGAUGGGAACGCUGAAGAAGGAUCGAACGCUGCUGCGGGAUGAGAGGAAGAUGGAGAAGCUGAAGGCCAAGCUGCACACAGAUGAUGAGCUGAACUGGCUGGACCACAGCAGGACCUUCAGAGAGCAAGGGGUGGAAGAAAGCGAGACCCUACUGCUGAGACGCAAGUUCUUCUACUCGGACCAGAACGUUGACUCCAGAGACCCAGUUCAGCUCAACCUCCUCUACGUCCAGGCUCGAGAUGACAUCCUGAAUGGCUCCCACCCUGUAUCCUUCGAUAAAGCCUGUGAGUUUGGAGGCAUCCAGGCCCAGAUCCAAUUUGGACCGCACAUGGAAAUUAAACACAAACCUGGAUUUCUGGACCUGAAGGAGUUCCUCCCUAAAGAAUACAUCAAACAAAGAGGGUCCGAAAAGAAAGUGUUCCAGGAGCAUAAAAACUGUGGUGACCUGACAGAAAUCGAAGCCAAAGUCAAGUACGUGAAGCUAGCAAGGUCUCUGCGGACGUAUGGUGUGUCGUUCUUCCUUGUCAAGGAGAAGAUGAAGAGUAAAAACAAACUUGUGCCUCGACUGCUGGGCAUCACCAAAGAGUCGGUGAUGAGAGUGGACGAGAGGACCAAGGACGUGGUUCAAGAGUGGCCACUGACCACAGUCAAGAGGUGGGCCGCCUCGCCCAAGAGCUUCACGCUGGACUUUGGGGAGUACCAGGAGAGCUACUACUCCGUCCAGACCACUGAAGGCGAGCAGAUCUCCCAGCUUAUCGCCGGGUACAUCGACAUUAUUCUGAAAAAGAAACAAAGCAAGGACCGAUUUGGACUAGAAGGUGAUGAAGAGUCAACGAUGCUUGAGGAAUCAGUCUCUCCAAAAAAAUCCACCAUCCUGCAGCAGCAGUUCAACCGUGUGGGCAGAGUGGAGCACGGCUCCGUGGCGCUGCCAGGAGUAAUCCGAUCUGGCUCCAUCGGCACAGAGUCGCUCAGCAUGGGCACCAUGCCGUCCCCGCAGCAGCAGAUCACAAUGGGCCAGAUGCACCGUGGACACAUGCCCCCGCUGAGUUCGGCCCAGCAGGCUCUGAUGGGAACCAUCAACACCAGCAUGCAGGCUGUGCAGAAAGCCCAGAUUGACUUGGGGGAGGUGGACAACCUUCCUCCUCUGGGACAGGACAUGGCAUCCAAGGUUUGGAUCCAGAACAAAAUGGAUGAGUCCAAACACGAGAUUCACUCACAGGUGGACGCCAUUACUGCGGGCACAGCGUCUGUUGUCAACCUCACAGCUGGCGACCCCACGGACACAGACUACACGGCGGUGGGCUGCGCCAUCACCACCAUCUCUUCCAACCUGACCGAGAUGUCCAAGGGGGUGAAGCUGCUGGCGGCGCUGAUGGAGGAUGAGGUGGGAGGUGGUACCGACCUGAUGAAGGCUGCCCGGACUCUGGCCGGCGCCGUGUCCGACCUGCUGAAGGCCGUGGAGCCGGCCUCUGGCGAGCCCCGGCAGACGGUGCUGACUGCAGCAGGCAGCAUCGGCCAGGCCAGCGGAGACCUCCUGCGCCAGAUUGGAGAGAAUGAGACUGACGAGAGGUUCCAGGACGUGCUGAUGAACCUGGCCAAAGCCGUGGCCAACGCCGCCGCCAUGCUGGUGCUGAAGGCCAAGAAUGUGGCUCAGGUUGCAGAAGACACGGUUCUUCAAAACAGAGUCAUCGCCGCUGCAACCCAGUGUGCCCUGUCCACCUCCCAGCUGGUGGCCUGUGCCAAGGUGGUGAGUCCCACCAUCAGUUCUCCAGUCUGUCAAGAGCAGCUGAUCGAAGCUGGGAAACUGGUGGAUCGGUCUGUGGAGAGCUGCGUCCAGGCCUGCCUGUCGGCCACAGAGGACGGAGAUCUGCUCAAGCAGGUGAGUGCCGCGGCUGGCGUGGUCAGUCAGGCACUGGGGGACCUGCUGCAACAUGUGCGCCAGUACACAUCCAGAGGAGAGCCGAUCGGCCGCUACGACCAGGCCACUGACACCAUCAUGACCGUGACCGAGAGCAUCUUCAGCUCCAUGGGUGAUGCAGGUGAAAUGGUCCGCCAGGCUCGGGUCCUGGCUCAGGCCACCUCUGACUUGGUGAACGCCAUGAGGUCCGACGCUGAAGCUGAGGUGGAUGUGGACAACUCAAAGAAGCUGCUGGCGGCUGCCAAGUUGCUGGCUGACGCCACUGCCAGGAUGGUAGAGGCUGCGAAGGGUGCUGCAGCAUAUCCAGAGAACGAGGACCAGCAGCAGAGACUCAGAGAAGCUGCAGAAGGACUGCGGGUGGCCACGAACGCGGCGGCUCAGAACGCCAUCAAGAAGAAACUGAUCAACAGAUUGGAGAAUGCUGCUAAACAAGGAGCGGCUGCCGCCACUCAGACCAUCGCCGCUGCUCAAAAUGCGGCAGCGUCCAACAAGAACACUGCUGCUCACCAGCAGCUGGUCCAGAGCUGCAAGGCGGUGGCGGACCACAUCCCCCAGCUGGUGCAGGGUGUCCGAGGCAGUCAAGCCAAACCUGAAGACCUCAGCGCUCAGCUGGCUCUGAUCAUCGCCAGUCAGAACUUCCUCCAGCCGGGCAGCAAGAUGGUGACCUCUGCCAAGUCAUCCGUUCCCACGGUGACGGAUCAGGCCGCAGCAAUGCAACUGGGUCAGUGUGCCAAAAACCUGGCCACCUGCCUGGCCGAGCUGCGGACGGCUGCGCAAAAGGCUCAUGAGGCGUGUGGACCCAUGGAGAUCGACUCGGCGCUCACCGCCAUCGAGACCCUGAGGAGUGAGCUGCAGGACGCCAAGAUGUCAUCCGCUAGUGGCCAGCUGAAGCCUCUCCCUGGAGAGUCGUUGGAGAAAUGUGCCCAGGACCUGGGCAGCACCUCCAAAUCGGUCGGGUCGUCGAUGGCACAGCUCCUGACAUGUGCAGCUCAGGGAAAUGAACACUACACAGGAAUAGCAGCAAGAGAGACCGCACAGGCUCUGAAAACACUGGCCCAGGCAGCCCGCGGCGUCGCCGCCUCCACCACUGACCCCAACUCUGCGGCCGCCAUGCUGGAUUCGGCGUGUGAUGUCAUGGAAGGGUCGGCUCUGCUCAUUCACGAGGCCAAAGAGGCGCUGGUGUCUUCCGGAGACGCUGAGAGUCAGCAGAGGCUGGCUCAGGUGGCCAAGGCUGUGUCUCACUCCCUCAACAACUGUGUCAACUGCCUGCCUGGUCAGAAGGACGUCGACUUGGCUCUGAAGAGCAUUGGGGAAGCCAGCAAGAAGCUGCUGAUCGAAACGAUCCCACCAGCGUCCAAGUCAUUCCAGGAGGCCCAGAGUGAGCUGAACCAGACAGCUGCAGACCUGAACCAGUCUGCCGGCGAGGUGGUGCACGCCUCCAGAGGCUCCAGCAGCCAGCUGGCUGUGGCUUCUGGGAAGUUCAGCCAGGACUUUGAUGAAUUCCUUGAUGCUGGUAUCGAGAUGGCGGGACACACACAGGAGAAGGACGACCAGGUCCAAGUGAUCGGUAACCUGAAGAACAUCUCCAUGGCUUCCAGUAAGCUGCUUCUGGCUGCUAAGAGUCUCUCUGUGGAUCCUGCUGCCGCGAACGCCAAGAACCUUUUGGCUGCAGCUGCAAGAGCGGUGACCGACAGCAUCAACCAGCUGAUCACACUGUGUACACAACAGGCUCCGGGCCAGAAGGAGUGUGACAACGCUCUGCGGGAGCUGGAGGCGGUGAGAGGGAUGCUGGACAAUCCAAACGAGCCAGUCAGUGACCUCUCUUACUUCGACUGCAUUGAGAGCGUGAUGGAGAAUUCAAAGGUCCUGGGGGAGUCGAUGGCGGGGAUUUCUCAGAACUGUAAGAUGGGAGACGUGUCCUCUUUUGGAGACUGUGUGGGGUCAGCGUCCAAAGCUCUUUGUGGCCUCACUGAAGCUGCCGGGCAGGCGUCCUACCUGGUGGGUGUUUCUGAUCCCAACAGUCAGGCUGGACAACAGGGUCUGGUGGAUCCUAUCCAGUUUGCAAAGGCAAACCAGGCGAUUCAGAUGGCCUGUCAGAACUUGGUGGAUCCAGACAGCAGCCCCUCACAGGUUCUCUCCGCAGCUACCAUUGUUGCGAAACACACCUCGGCGCUCUGCAAUGCCUGUCGCCUGGCUUCCUCCAAAACUGCAGACCCGGUUGCCAAAAGACACUUCGUUCAGUCGGCCAAAGAGGUGGCCAACAGCACCGCCAAUCUGGUCAAAACCAUCAAGGCUCUGGAUGGAGAUUUCUCUGAAGAGAACAGGAACCGCUGUCGUGUCGCCACAGCACCGUUGAUUAAAGCCGUGGAAAACCUCAACACGUUUGCCUCCAACCCGCAGUUUGCCAGCAUUCCGGCUCAGAUCAGCAACGAGGGUUCCGCCGCCCAGGAGCCCAUUCUGCAGUCGGCCCGCUCCAUGCUCGACAGCUCCACCUGCCUGCUGCAGACGGCACGCUCGCUGGUCAUCAACCCCAAGGAUCCGCCCACCUGGUCGGUGCUUGCCGGACACUCCCGCACCGUCUCGGACUCUAUUAAGAGCUUAAUCACUGCCAUCAGGGACAAAGCCCCGGGCCAGAGAGAGUGCGACUCGUCCAUCGAUAACAUCAACAAAUGCAUCCGUGACAUUGAGCAGGCGUCUCUGGCAGCAGUCAGCCAGAGUCUGCCCAGCAGGGACGACAUCUCUCUGGAGGCUCUGCAGGAGCAGCUGACUUCCACCGUGCAGGAAAUUGGACACCUAAUUGACCCCGUUUCCAUCGCAGCCAGAGGCGAGGCUUCCCAACUGGGACACAAGGUGACUCAGUUGGCUGGUUACUUUGAGCCGCUCAUUAAGGCUUCAGUGGGCGUGGCCUCUAAGUUGAGGGACCACCAGCAGCAGAUGACCUUCCUGGAUCAGACCAAGACCUUGGCCGAGUCGGCGCUCCAGAUGCUCUAUGCUGCCAAAGAGGGUGGAGGCAACCCUAAGGCGUGUCACACUCAUGAUGCUAUCGCGGAGGCAUCCCAGCUGAUGAAGGAGGCGGUGGAUGACAUCAUGGUAACUCUCAAUGAGGCUGCCAGUGAAGUGGGCCUGGUGUCGGGCAUGGUGGACUCCAUCGCCGAAGCCAUGGCCAAGCUGGAUGAAGGGACGCCGCUCGAACCGGAGGGCUCCUUCGUGGACUACCAGACCAGCAUGGUGAAGUACUCCAAGGCCAUCGCUGUCACCGCUCAGGAGAUGAUGACCAAAUCAGUGACGUGUCCAGACGAGCUCGGGGCUCUGGCCUCCCAGGUGACAGUAGACUACGGUCAGCUGGCUGUUCAGGGACGACUGGCCGCUCACACGGCUGAGCCGGAGGAGGUCGGUUUCCAGAUCAAGACCCGCGUCCAGGACCUGGGUCACGGCUGUAUCUACCUGGUCCAGAAGGCCGGCUCGUUGCAGAUAACUCCAUCAGACAGCUACACCAAGCGAGAGCUGAUCGACUGUGCGAGAACCGUCACAGAGAAGGUGUCCCUGGUGCUCUCGGCCCUCCAGGCUGGUAACAAAGGCACACAGGCCUGCAUCACUGCCGCUAGCGCCGUCUCCGGAAUCAUCGCCGAUCUCGACACCACCAUCAUGUUCGCCUCUGCGGGAACGCUGAACACCGAGCACGAGGAGUCCUUCGCUGACCACAGGGAAAACAUUCUGAAGACUGCAAAAGCUCUGGUGGAGGACACCAAGAUGUUGGUGUCGGGCGCCGCUUCCGGUCAGGAGCGUCUGGCCCAGGCCGCUCAGUCUUCAGCCAAAACCAUCACUCAGCUUACUGAUGUGGUCAAACUGGGAGCAGCUAGCAUCGGCUCCGAUGACCCGGAGACUCAGGUGGUUCUCAUAAACGCCGUCAAAGACGUGGCCAAGGCGCUGGCCGAGCUCAUCAGUGCCACCAAGUGUGCUGCUGGCAAGGCGGCGGAGGAUCCGUCCAUGUACCAGCUGAAGAGCGCCGCCAAGGUGAUGGUGACAAACGUGACAUCAUUGCUGAAGACAGUGAAGGCUGUGGAGGACGAGGCCACACGAGGCACCAGAGCUCUAGAGGCCACCAUCGAGUGCAUCAAACAAGAGCUGGUGCUGUUCCAGUCCAGGGACACCCCUGACAAGACCACCACCCCUGAAGAGUUCAUCCGCAUGACCAAGGGCAUCACCAUGGCAACAGCUAAGGCGGUGGCUGCCGGCAACUCUGCUCGCCAAGAAGACAUCAUCCACACGGCCAACCUGAGCCGCAAGGCCAUUUCUGACAUGCUGAUCACCUGCAAGCAAGCGGCGUAUCAUCCAGAGGUCAACGAGGAGGUGAAGAACCGAGCGCUGGCGUACGGCUCCGAGUGCACCACUGGAUACAUCGAUCUGCUGGAGCAGGUUCUCAUGGUUCUGCAGAAGCCCAAUGCGGAGCAGAAGCAGAUGCUGGCAGUUUGUUCUAAACGAGUAGCAGGAGCUGUCACCGAACUGAUCCAGACUGCUGAGGCCAUGAAAGGUUCUGAGUGGGUGGACCCCGAGGACCCCACGGUGAUCGCUGAGACGGAGCUGCUGGGAGCGGCAGCUUCUAUCGAGGCGGCGGCCAAGAAGCUGGAGCAGCUCAAGCCACGGGCCAAACCCAAGCUCGCGGAUGAGACCCUGAACUUCGAGGAACAGAUUCUAGAAGCCGCCAAGUCCAUCGCAGCCGCCACCAGCGCGUUGGUCAAGUCAGCGUCGGCGGCCCAGAGAGAGCUGGUGGCGCAGGGCAAAGUGGGCUCCAUCCCUGCCAAUGCCGUGGACGACGGCCAGUGGUCACAAGGCCUCAUCUCAGCGGCUCGAAUGGUCGCCGCGGCAACCAGCAACUUGUGCGAGGCAGCGAAUGCCUCAGUGCAGGGCCACGCCAGCGAGGAGAAGCUCAUCUCUUCAGCCAAGCAGGUGGCAGCGUCCACCGCGCAGCUGCUGGUGGCCUGUAAGGUGAAGGCGGACCAGGACUCCGAGGCCAUGAGGAGGCUGCAGAUCGCAGGGAACGCUGUGAAGAAGGCUUCGGACAACCUGGUGCGAGCGGCUCAGAAAGCUGCCUUCGACAAAGCGGACGAGGACAACGUGGUGGUGAAGACCAAGUUCGUGGGCGGAAUCGCACAGAUCAUCGCGGCUCAGGAGGAGAUGCUGAGGAAGGAGCGGGAGCUGGAGGAGGCCCGGAAGAAGCUGGCUCAGAUCCGGCAGCAGCAGUACAAGUUCCUGCCCAGCGAGCUGCGUGAGGACCACAACUAGACCAGGCCUCAGAAAAGCUCUUGAACCUUCAGCUGCGGGACACGGCCAGACGAGGAGCACAACUCUGCUGGAGGAGAUCCACGUCCUGCUGGGACGUUUGGGAGUGACUCAGUCACUACCCAACAUGACUGUGUACAAUUAACCCACUACCACUGAUCUGUCACCGAAUGUGAACUGCUCUGAAGAUGAUUGUUCCUGGUUUAUUUCUGCUCAGUCCAGAUGAAUGUGUUCCGCCUGGCGACUGCAUGAAGGUCUGCAACCACAACGUGAAGUUCCCCCGACAUGAGGAACCACGUCUAAUCCCUCGUGACUCCAUCAUUCAUCUCUUCUUUAAAACAGUGGGCUCAACUGAAGCACUGAGAGGGCCACAGCUCAGAUCUUGAAGCGGACCUUAGAGGUCUGAACACCUGAGACCAACUUGCCUUCUUCUGGUCAAGUUUGAGGAGUCCCCUUGAAGUCCAGCUGCUGGAACCAAGAUCUUUCUCAAAGUGCCGUGGUCCUCUCAUUGUCAUUUCCUGAAGAUGCCGCUGGACCCUCAAACCCAGUGCACUUUGGGAAGCCCUGUUAAGAACUUGGAGAACUCAGAUCCACCGAUGGAAGCCUGUAUGGAUGUGGUCUUGGGAGCUGUUGGUAAAGACCCGUUGGCCUUCAAACUGCUCCAUCUUUCUGCUCAGUUCAAGCACAAAAACUGCUUCAAAAUACUGCUACAUUUGGAAUGGAGAUGUUCUUGCUACCUCCAUGUGAAGGUCAGAGCAGAUUCACCUGAAAUGUUGUUUGGAUUUUACAGUUUCUAUUCAUCAAAUGACCAUGCAGAGAAUCUCACCACAUGAAUGUCAUCUACAAGCAACAGCACAAACUUUUUCCAAACAGAAGGACCUUAGUGACCCCCCCGACUUGGAGCCCUAAAACUGAUGUGCAAUCAUGGAGACCGUGCUCUAGACUUGUUGUUCCUGAUGCUGAGUCAAAGUACCGUUGUUCAUUUACAGCUAAGGUUGGAUUAUAAAGGAAACGCAAUAACGUUCGGGUCCCUGAAUGCAACACGGUGCCACUCCAAUAACCGAAUUUGACGAUUGUAGUGUGUUUUGUCUUACCGUCAACUAUCUAACAAGCCUGCAGUGUAAACGCAUGUGCUUCAGACGCAGCGCCCUUUAUACCGGAACAUUGGUGUGUGUGUGUGUGCUUGUGUGUGUGUGAGGAAGGUCCACUGCUCUUCAGUCACGUCUGUAGUGUUCUAUUCUUAUUAUUAGUGCCUUAGUCUGUAGCCCAUUCUGUCUGCUCUGCUUUACUUCACCUCACCAGCCGGUAGAUGGCGCUGGACUUCUAGGUAGAGAGCUUUUCUGUUCACCAACGAGCUGACAUCCUUGGAGGUUCUUUUUAAAAAGCCAUUUUCUCCUACUGUCAAAGUUUAAUGUGACAUUUUAAAGAUGUGAAGUAAUCAGAAGUAUAAUAAUAUUGACGAAGGGUGGACGAUAACGACGAGAGAUGAUUGAAAAGAUAUUUAUCUGGCCUCAAUAAAGAUAUUUUUUUGUAUUCACUGAAAGUUUGUGUCCUGAUUUAAGUGAGGAGGGGUUUGGAGUCUGGUCAUCUGCGCGUGGGUCCAAUAGUUUUAAAUGGCUGUAGAGGUUUGCUUUCAGCCUUUUGACUCGGAACCAGUUGUUGACGGACUGUUGCGACUCGCACUGAAUAUGUCCAUUUAAUUUAAGACAUACCUCACAAAGCAGACGUCAUGCAUGCACAUUGAUUAAAAAUACCUCAAAUGGGAGAAGAGUAAAGUAACUAAAAAUCAUUCUUAAAUCAAUAAAGUUGGUUGAACCGAAUCUCCAAGGCAGACCAGGGCAAAGUGCGGCCUCGAUGCCUGUAUUUUCUGUGCCCUUUUGACAUCAGACUAAAACUUGUAAUUUUUCUGCUUUUUUUUUUCUUCUUCUUUUAGUCAUUGCCACGACUUGUUCUUGUUUGAAGACUAUAAUUUUCCACGGGU